Cavenderia fasciculata is the source of this 2091-nucleotide messenger RNA. RefSeq lists its product as uncharacterized. The record is from RefSeq and is a predicted model, not a curated record. Bases 1 to 2091 code for a protein of 696 amino acids. The transcript has 3 exons. Gene Ontology annotation, molecular function: acyltransferase activity, transferring groups other than amino-acyl groups. Lineage: Eukaryota; Evosea; Eumycetozoa; Acytosteliales; Cavenderiaceae.
AUGAAACAAACACAAGUGGUUGUGUUACUUUUGUUCAUUGUUUGUUUUGUAUCAGUGUCGUUUACACAAAACAAUCAUCUAUUAAAUAAUCAAAUCAAAUAUUUAAACAACAAGAAUCAUCCAUCAGACCUAUACAAUAAUAUACAAGCACAAGAUGUUAAUAUAUUCCAACGAUCACUAGAAUCUAAAUCAAUCAUUGGUUUGACAGCUUCAUCAAACAUCUCUACACAAUGUCAAAGUGAUAUGACCUCUAUAUUGGGAUUAUCAUACCCAAAUGCAACUGCUUUAUUAUCAUUUACAGGUAAAUCAAUGUGGGAUUUUGGAAACUAUCAAGAAUGUUUAGAGUUGCCAAUGAAUGUAUCAACCUAUUGUUUAUAUCAAAAUGAGUAUAUGGGAUUGACAUACUUUAUUGGUGUAUGUUAUCCUGCAUCUUGUUCGGAAGAGGAUGUUGCCAAUUUGGUACCAUCCUAUUCAUUGUCGGUGCAACAAGGUGUUGCAGUGGUUCAUUGUUAUACACAGGAUGAUCGCACCGUUCGAGAAUACACUACUGGAUCAUAUGUCAUGAUUGUACUAUCGUGUAUAAUUGCUGCUACUUGUUUGAUUGCCAGUCUUUUAGACCACUACAUUCACAUACGACAAGCAGAAACCAAGAAAACUGUACUCAACUCUAUCAACUACGACGAUGACAACAACAAUAACCCAUACCAAUCACUACUAAACAAUGAAAGAAGUAUAAACAAUAUGUUUGAUAGACCACCAAUGGCAAUGAAAGCAUUAUUAUGCUUUUCGUUGAAAAAGAAUUACAAUUCAUUUGUUGGUGGGUCAAGUACGAAAAAGUAUUUCGAUGCUUUGGAUGGUGUACGUACAUUCUCUACCAUGUGGGUUAUUCUAGGACACACUAUUCUAUUCAAUGCAUCGAUUGGAUAUGAUAACGCUGGCUAUUUGGUUGAUACUAUCAAACAAGGCUUUGCAUUCCAAGCAAUACCUUCUGGAGAGUAUGCGGUUGACAUUUUCUUUACACUCUCUGGAUUCCUUGUUUGCUAUUCACUCAUUAAUCAACUCAACAAAUAUAGACAGGCUGGAAAAGAGACGAUGGGUACAUAUGGAAGCCCUGGAUUGUGGGCCAUGUACAUGAUACAUCGUGUGGUUCGUCUUUCUCCAAUCUACUUUUUCCUCAUCUUCUUUUUCUGGCAUGUUGGACCGCUCCUUGGUUAUGGACCUGCCUACUAUCUCUACAACUCGGUCGUCAAUCCAAUGUGUCAGCAGAGAUGGUGGACCAACCUAUUGUACAUCAACAAUCUUACAAGUACAAUGUCUGGCGAGUGUUUUUCUUGGGCGUGGUACUUGGCAAAUGAUAUGCAAUUCUAUUUAUUCGCACCAUUUAUUGUCAUUGCCUAUCGAAAGAGUAAAGUAUUGGCUUGGUCAAUCAUUUUCAUCCUUCUUGCCUUUACUUUAAUUUUCACCACUUGGGUUUCCAUUGACAAUAAUCUUGAACCUUUAUUCUUAUUUACAAAUGGAUUUUUAGAAUCUGGUAGUUUUAUUACAGAUGUUUAUCAAAAACCAUGGAAUAGAUAUGGACCAUAUUUAGUUGGUAUGGGAGUAGCAUUUUUAUAUUUAGAACCAAAGACUGCUACCUUGUAUGAAAAGAAAUGGUUUAGAUAUUCAAUUUACAUUGUUUCAUUUAUUACCACAUUUUUCCUAUCCUAUCUUCCUUAUUUCUAUUUCUUGAAUCCAUGGUCAAAUGUGGGUAAUGGUUUCUAUGGUGGUUUCUCUAGAACAUCUUUUACAAUGGCAUUUUCAGGUUUCAUUUUGGCAACAUUUUAUGGUCAUGGUGGAUUUUUGAAAUGGAUAUUAGAAAUUCCUAUUUGGAAGAGUUUCUCUAAAUUAACCUAUUCAAUUUAUCUUGUACAUCCAAUUGUUAUUAUGGUUCGUGUAUUUAGUUCAACAUUGGUAUUCCAUUAUUCUUGGACUGAAUAUACAUAUUCAUUUAUUGGAAAUUUGGUAGUUGCCAUUGCAUCUGCUUUUACCAUACAUUUAACCAUUGAGAAGCCAAUGGUCAAUUUAUUUACUUUAUUUGUUCCUCACAAAUAA